Rattus norvegicus (Norway rat) is the source of this 7308-nucleotide messenger RNA. It is a transcript of the gene Itsn2, whose product is annotated as intersectin 2. The record is from RefSeq and is a predicted model, not a curated record. Gene Ontology annotation, molecular function: calcium ion binding; guanyl-nucleotide exchange factor activity. Lineage: Eukaryota; Metazoa; Chordata; Mammalia; Rodentia; Muridae. Gene Ontology annotation, cellular component: cytoplasm.
CUGCGGAGCUUCGGAACCUCGCGGGAGGAGAAGCACUUUGGCCCACGCCCUCCACGGUUCCGGGGGUGAGGAGGGGCACCACGGAGUGUCACGCUCCCCACGGUGAGGAGUCGGUGCCCCGCGGCUAGGCGGGCGGGCCGUCACUGCCCGCCCGUCGCUCGCCUCCCCGCCCCCCGGCUUCCUGCGGAGGCAGCGGCCGCCAUGUUGUUGUGGGGCUGAGGCGGCGCCGGCGGAGAGCCCAGCGGCCGUGACAGGCUGCGCAACAGGUUCGCUGCGGCCCGCCUGACGACUGACCCGGCGGAGGCGGCCACGGCCCAGCAGGGUCUUCCAGGAGCCUGGCCGCGCCAGCGCGCCGGGGCUGAGGAGCGCGCGGGGUCGCGCCGUGACGUGCGCGAGGCGCCAGAUGGCUGAGAGCUGCAAGAAGUCAGGACCAUGAUGGCUCAGUUUCCCACAGCUAUGAAUGGAGGGCCAAAUAUGUGGGCUAUCACAUCUGAAGAACGUACUAAGCAUGAUAAACAGUUUGAUAACCUCAAACCUUCAGGAGGUUAUAUAACAGGUGAUCAAGCCCGUACUUUUUUCUUACAGUCAGGUCUGCCGGCCCCGGUUUUAGCUGAAAUAUGGGCCUUAUCCGAUCUGAACAAGGAUGGGAAGAUGGACCAGCAAGAGUUCUCCAUAGCUAUGAAACUCAUCAAAUUAAAGCUGCAGGGCCAACAGCUGCCGGUAGUUCUCCCUCCUAUCAUGAAGCAACCCCCAAUGUUCUCACCCCUAAUCUCUGCUCGCUUUGGGAUGGGAAGCAUGCCCAAUCUGUCCAUUCAUCAGCCAUUGCCUCCAGUGGCACCUAUAACAGCACCCUUGUCUUCUGCUACUUCAGGGACCAGUAUUCCUCCCCUAAUGAUGCCUGCUCCCCUAGUGCCUUCUGUUAGUACAUCUUCAUUACCAAAUGGAACUGCCAGUCUCAUUCAGCCUUUAUCCAUUCCUUAUUCUUCUUCAACAUUGCCUCAUGCAUCAUCUUACAGCCUGAUGAUGGGAGGAUUUGGUGGUGCUAGUAUCCAGAAGGCCCAGUCUCUGAUUGAUCUAGGAUCUAGUAGCUCAACUUCCUCAACUGCUUCCCUCUCAGGGAACUCACCUAAGACUGGGACCUCAGAGUGGGCAGUUCCUCAGCCUUCAAGAUUAAAGUAUCGGCAAAAAUUUAAUAGUCUAGACAAAAGCAUGAGUGGAUACCUCUCAGGUUUUCAAGCUAGAAAUGCCCUUCUUCAAUCAAAUCUUUCUCAAACUCAGCUAGCCACUAUUUGGACUCUGGCUGACAUUGAUGGUGACGGACAGUUGAAAGCUGAAGAGUUUAUUCUGGCGAUGCACCUCACUGACAUGGCCAAAGCUGGACAGCCGCUACCACUCACGUUGCCUCCUGAGCUCGUCCCUCCAUCUUUCAGAGGAGGGAAGCAGAUUGACUCCAUUAAUGGAACUCUGCCUUCAUAUCAGAAAACACAGGAAGAGGAACCGCAGAAGAAAUUGCCAGUUACUUUUGAGGACAAACGGAAAGCCAACUAUGAACGAGGAAACAUGGAGCUGGAGAAGCGACGCCAAGUGUUGAUGGAGCAGCAGCAAAGGGAGGCUGAGCGCAAAGCCCAGAAAGAAAAGGAAGAGUGGGAGCGAAAACAGAGAGAACUACAAGAGCAAGAAUGGAAAAAGCAGCUGGAGUUGGAGAAACGCUUGGAGAAACAAAGGGAACUGGAGCGACAGAGGGAGGAAGAGAGGAGAAAAGAGAUAGAAAGACGAGAGAGCUGCAUCUCCUUUCCCUUGAUGAGGGAAAGAGAAUGGAUCUCUGUGUAUAAGGACAGGAAGGGCUUCAUGGCAGAGUUGUGGAAACCUGGAUCAUGUGCAGCAAAACAGGAGCUUGAAAGACAACGGCGUUUAGAAUGGGAAAGAAUCCGUCGACAGGAGCUUCUCAAUCAAAAGAAUAGAGAACAAGAGGAAAUUGUCAGGCUGAAUUCUAAAAAGAAAAGUCUCCACCUUGAACUGGAAGCAGUGAAUGGAAAACAUCAGCAGAUCUCAGGCAGACUACAAGAUGUCCGAAUCAGAAAGCAAACACAAAAGACUGAGCUAGAAGUUUUGGAUAAACAGUGUGACCUGGAAAUUAUGGAAAUCAAACAACUUCAGCAAGAACUUCAGGAAUAUCAAAAUAAGCUUAUCUAUCUGGUACCUGAGAAGCAACUAUUGAAUGAAAGAAUUAAAAACAUGCAGCUCAGUAACACACCUGAUUCAGGGAUCAGCUUACUUCAUAAAAAGUCAUCAGAAAAGGAAGAAUUAUGCCAAAGACUUAAAGAACAAUUAGAUGCUCUUGAAAAGGAAACUGCAUCUAAGCUCUCAGAAAUGGACUCAUUCAACAAUCAACUGAAGUGUGGGAAUAUGGAUGACUCUGUUCUUCAGUGCCUUUUGUCUCUGCUAAGCUGUCUCAACAACCUCUUCCUCUUACUUAAGGAACUCAGAGAAAGCUAUAAUACACAGCAAUUAGCCCUUGAACAACUUCAUAAAAUCAAACGUGACAAAUUGAAGGAACUCGAAAGGAAAAGAUUAGAGCAAAUUCAAAAAAAGAAACUAGAAGAUGAGGCUGCAAGGAAAGCAAAGCAAGGAAAAGAAAACUUGUGGAAAGAAAGUAUUAGAAAAGAAGAAGAGGAAAAACAAAAGCGACUCCAGGAAGAAAAGUCACAGGACAGAACUCAAGAAGAGGAACGAAAAACUGAGGCAAAACAAAGUGAGACAGCCCGUGCUUUGGUGAAUUAUAGAGCAUUGUACCCCUUUGAAGCAAGGAACCAUGAUGAGAUGAGUUUUAAUUCUGGGGAUAUAAUUCAGGUUGAUGAGAAAACUGUAGGAGAGCCUGGUUGGCUUUAUGGUAGUUUUCAGGGGAAGUUUGGCUGGUUCCCGUGCAACUAUGUAGAAAAAAUGCUGUCAAGUGACAAGACUCCAUCUCCUAAGAAGGCCUUACUUCCUCCUGCAGUGUCUCUUUCUGCUACCUCAGCUGCUCCCCAACCACUCUGUUCAAAUCAACCAGCACCGGUGACUGAUUAUCAAAAUGUAUCCUUCUCAAACCUUAAUGUAAACACGACAUGGCAGCAGAAGUCCGCUUUCACCCGCACUGUCUCCCCUGGGUCUGUGUCCCCCAUCCACGGACAGGGGCAGGCUGUAGAAAACCUGAAAGCUCAGGCCCUUUGUUCCUGGACGGCAAAGAAAGAGAACCACCUGAACUUCUCAAAGCACGACGUCAUCACCGUCCUGGAGCAGCAGGAAAACUGGUGGUUUGGGGAGGUGCAUGGAGGAAGAGGAUGGUUCCCCAAGUCUUACGUCAAGAUCAUUCCUGGGAGUGAAGUAAAGCGAGGAGAGCCAGAAGCUUUGUAUGCAGCUGUAAAUAAGAAACCUACCUCCACAGCCUAUCCAGUUGGAGAAGAGUACAUUGCACUUUAUUCAUACUCAAGUGUGGAGCCUGGAGACUUGACUUUCACUGAAGGAGAAGAACUACUGGUGACCCAGAAAGAUGGAGAGUGGUGGACAGGAAGUAUUGGAGAGAGAACUGGGAUCUUCCCAUCCAACUAUGUCAGACCAAAGGAUCAAGAGAAUGUUGGGAAUGCUAGCAAAUCUGGAGCAUCAAACAAAAAGCCCGAGAUCGCUCAAGUAACUUCAGCAUAUGCUGCUUCAGGGGCUGAGCAGCUCAGCCUUGCACCAGGACAGUUAAUAUUAAUCCUCAAGAAAAACUCAAGUGGGUGGUGGCAAGGAGAGCUACAGGCCAGAGGGAAGAAGCGACAGAAGGGAUGGUUUCCUGCCAGCCACGUGAAGCUGCUGGGUCCAAGUGCUGAGAGAACCACGCCUGCUUUUCACGCCGUUUGUCAAGUGAUCGCUAUGUAUGACUACAUAGCGAAUAACGAAGAUGAGCUCAACUUCUCCAAAGGACAGCUUAUUAACGUUAUGAACAAGGAUGACCCUGACUGGUGGCAAGGAGAAAUCAAUGGGGUGACUGGUCUCUUUCCUUCAAACUAUGUUAAGAUGACAACAGACUCAGAUCCAAGUCAACAGUGACCCAAUGUUGUCUUCCAGUUGAGAAAGCACCCCAGAGACCCACUAUCCACUGACUCUAGCGUGGAGGGGCAGGCAGCCCUGAUCAAAUAGCUCACACAAUCCGUUUACCUCGUUGAAUGUUAGAGCCACUUGUGAUUAUUUCUAUGUGUUUCUAAUUGACAGUUAAAAUUUAUUUGUAACAAUUUCAAGGAUAGUGGGUCUUUGUGUGGCUUUCCCUGCUGUUCUCUCUGGCAUCGUUAGCAUUUUUCUUCUUUUUUUAAGUUGGCACUUGUAGGUCAUGAGCAUGCAUAUUCAGUUUGCCCUUACAUGGUGGGAGUGCAAACACACAAAGACCCACUAUUUGCACAAGCUGUUCUCUCUGGUUUGGAAUGGUCUGCCAUGCUUCUCCAAAGCUCUUGUGAAUUGUAUACUCACCGCAGAAUUCAGGAGAUGUUCGCUUAUGUUCUGCUAUUAUAUCUGAUCUAAUCCUAAUCACAAGGGUCCAUAAUUGGCUCCGCCUGUGAUUUGCCCUCAAAUAAACCCCGUCUGUUCUUUCUAAUAUGCCACUAUGAGUACAGUAGUUAGGUCUGUUUGAAGCCAAAAACUGGAAAUAGCCUUUUCUCUAUUUUCUCUGUAAUCCGAGCAGGAGCAAUAACGUUGGGGGACCUUGCCUUGUCUCACAGAAGACGAAAGCUCUGACCAGUGAGUGCAGAGCAGCAAAUGUUCAGUCUGCCUCAGCUACCCAAGAAUUCAGGAGCGCAGGCCUAGGGAGGUUUCUUGGUGGUCUUAGGUGCUCUAGGCUGCAGAGCUCCUAAGCCACUCUAGGCUCCAGCACACAGUGCUUUAUUGAUGACGUAACAUAAUCAAGAAUGGAAAGAGGCCAUCACUGACUGUGAGGUGAGAAACUAUCCCUAUCUUGGAGCACUUAUAUUGACAAUAUAUUCUAAAGUAGAAUUUACGUUAUCUCUGUAGUCAGGUGACUACUUACCCUAGUAUACAAGGUAACACUUGUUGGCAUUCAUAAAGCAUUUAGUAAAAUCCAUAAAGAAGCCUUAAAGAGUUUAUAGCAAGCCUGAAGCAGACUUGUAGGCUUUAACCAAGGACCCCGUAGUACAGGGAGAGCACGUGAGAGCUGGCAUUCACUCCUCUGUGCCCAUGGGGCUUCUUUGAGAUUAGAAUAUUGAUGUUACUUUCCUGGUUAAUGUUCAUCUCCCACAUUGGCUACUUUGGCAUAGAAUUUUACUCCUUCCUUUGAGUGGAAAGCACCCUAAGCAUAAUAGACAUUGUUAUAAACUAAUGUAUGUGAUAGCACUUAAGCCAAUCUGAGUUUUAAUACAGUAUUAAACAUAUUUGAAUAUCAAUGAGCAGUUUAUGCAAUUUAAAACGUUUACAAAUUGCCGUGCAAUCUACUGUCUGUGAAAUGUCAGAUAAGUGUAUAUACAGUCAGAGUCUUAUUCCUCAGAGUUCUCUGAGAAAGCAAAACAUGCUUUAUACUUCUCACUUUAAUUAAAGGCAUAUUUUGUGCAAUAUUUAUGUUAAUGUGCCUAUAUAUGAUGAAUGCAUUGUUACAAUCAUACAUUGCCUAAAUCAUGACUUGAGAAAGAAAAAAAACAACAGUUUAGUUACAGUUUUACAAAACCCAAGUAUCUGUACUGGAAACGUUGACAUUGAGGUAUUAGGAGAUGUGUGUGCUCCCUGGGGUGUGGAUUUCUGUUAAGAGGGCUUAGACCACCUCCAUUUUAGCAUUCGCCAUCAUGACGGUAUUUUAUAUAACAUUCACGGAAAAGCAAUAAUUUCAAUUUACAGAUGGGUAAGAGAAUUGCCUGCAGUCACUAAGUGGCAGUGCAGAGACGGAUUCCAAACUGACUUCCCCACAGUAUACCUGAUCUUUCUUUGUGUCUCGUCAGCAUUCUGCCUUUACAUCCUUAAAUUCCAUGUGUGGCAGCUGCCUCCUGUAUAUGGCCAGCCCCACUCAUUAAUUACAUUGUUUCAUAACCUGCAUCUUUCUUAUCAUUUUUAUUUGGGGCUUCUCUACUAUUCUGAUAAAUUAUUCCCAAAGUAUUUUUAUAGGUCAGCUUUACUUCUCCAUCAUGAAAAGUAGAUUACUAGCCAAAUGUGGUGGUGCACGCCUUUAAUCCCAGUACUGGGGAGGCAGAGGUAGACAGAUCUCUGUGAGUUCAAGGCCAGCCUGGUCUACAAUGUGAGUUCAGGAUAGCCAGGGCUCUGUUACACAGAGAAACCCUGUGUCAAAACAACAACAAUAACGAAAGUAGAUUAUUGGAGCUGACGCUCAGGUUGAGCAGCAUCUACAGUCAAUCUGGAACUGUGUUCAACAGGUACCUGUGGGUUAACUCUCCCUGGCCCAACAGUCAGUGAGUCAGUACAGCAGGUAAACUCAGUGCUAACCGAGGGCUGCUCUGUAUGCUUUGUAUGCUCUGUAUGUAUGGUAUGUAUGUCACAUACCUGAGAGAAAGCUCUAAGAAAGGAAAUCGGGUGACAUGUAAUCAUUUAAAUUGUUCUUAUAAGUGCAGUACUUCAUCCAGCCAUGUAUUUGCUCUCUUCCUGACUUAAAAGAAGGUCAGCUUUCUGUUGCUAAGAGGGCGUGUACUGGAGACAUGAUUUAAACAUCAGAACACAGUGGAGGGACUUGACUUGUAGGAAACACCAGCUUAAGAGCACACCGUGCGGCAGGCAUUUCUACAGCUGUGCUUGAACUUGAUGGGGCUUCUCGCAGCGAAGAAAAGGCUACAGCCAAAGCUGUUAUUUUAGAAAACUAAAAACUAAAAAUUAACCUUACUAUGUGGUUUCUCUGAUUCUUUGAGUCCUUUUGAAAUAAUGUAAUAUUUAAACAGUAACUGUUUUACAAUACAAUUGACGCUGAGUUCAAAGGGGGAUUAGUGCCGGCGAAGGCAGAGAGACAAAGGCCAAGUGCAGUCCAGGGCUUUACUUGCCAAGUUUCCCUAGGUGAAGUUCCCCGAGGUAUGAGUUCUUGUAAAUAAGUAACAGAGUCCUGAGAAGCCUGUGCCUGGGUGGCAUUAUUAGAUGCUGCUGCUGUGAUGCUACUGUAAUGUAAUAAACUCAAAUUGUUGCAAAGUGAUGUAUUUGCCUUAAAUUUUAUUUUGUGUGUCUUGAAAACUAUAGUAUUCCAGGUCUUGAGACUGUGCAGACGCUGGGCACGCUUGGCAUGAGAUAAUCUGGUUUAUUUUUACACAGCUGUAAUAUGACUAUGCAAGUGUGUUUAUUAAAGGAACACAAACUCCA